This is a messenger RNA of Rhopalosiphum maidis (corn leaf aphid), 2222 nucleotides long. RefSeq names its product flocculation protein FLO11-like. Lineage: Eukaryota; Metazoa; Arthropoda; Insecta; Hemiptera; Aphididae. The transcript is spliced from 2 exons. The record is from RefSeq and is a predicted model, not a curated record. Bases 108 to 2201 code for a protein of 697 amino acids.
CAUAAUCGUCAGAGUACAGUGCACUAUUAUCGUCGUCUUGCAGCAGUUGUAGUUGGUAACUGCAGCGACUCGAUCGACGAACAAACACGUCGACAGUCAAGUUCACGAUGGCUACCACGAUUGUGUUUCAAGCAGUCGUCCUAGGACUUUUUAUUGUAUCCAGUGCGAUCGGUGAUGUCAUACACCUAAAAAACGUCAAACCAUGCCAUAAAACAGAAUCCCAAAAGUCGAACAACUUUGGCGAUCUUGCGUCCGCAACCGAUAGUCACACGAACGUGGCUUAUUCUCAUCCUUCCGCAUUCUCAUUCGGAGACAAGUCAUUCAGCCUCUCGUCUACCCCGGCUCCAUUUAAAUACGGAACUCAACCAACCCCUGCUCCGUUCAUAUUCAGAUCGCUGCAGUCUACACCUGUACCAUUCGCCUACAGUAGUUCAUCGUCUGCACCAGCUUUGUUCUCGGAUAGUACUCAGUCAUCUCCUCCAUCGUUUGAGUUCAGUUCAGUGCAAUCUACUCCAACCCCACUAACAUACAGUGGUCCAUCAUCAGCACCAGAGGACUCGUUCAAGUCCAUCGCCACGUUCUAUUCCCAUUCCACUCCUUCUACUUUCGCCAUCGAAUCCCAAUCCACCCCUACACCAUUCGCGUUUAGUGAUUCGUCAUCUUCUCCAGUAGUUUCAGUUAAGCCUUUCUCCACAUUUGAAUCCCAGUCUACUCCUGCUCCAUUAGAAUACAGCGCUUCAUCAUCCACACCAGAAAACUCGUUUAAGUCCAUCGCUACAUCUUACUCUCAGCCCACUCCCGCUCCAUUCGUGGUCGAAUCUCAGUCCACUCCUUUACCGUUUGCGUUUAGUGGUGUGUCUUCUGGCCCAGAAGUUUCAGUUAAAUCCUACGCCACGGUUGGAUCCCAGUCCGCUCCUUCUCAGUUCACUUAUUCCCAGGGAAGUGCCUUCGCUCAGUCCGGAGGAUACUCUGCACCAUCUCCAGCUCAUGAAAUUACCAUCAACCGAGAAGUACCAGUACCGUACUACGUUCAAAUCGAAAAACGUAUCCCGUAUCCAGUGCUGGUGCGCGUUCCACACCCAUACCAAGUAACUGUUGAGAGGCAUGUUCCAUACGCAGUUCGUGUAAACGUUGACCGAGCUGUACCCGUUCCGAGCCCGUAUCCAGUUGAAGUAGAGAAACGUGUCCCCUAUCCGGUCGAUAAACCAGUACCAUACGAGGUUCGAGUGCCCGUUGACCGGCCAUACCCGGUAAGCGUGCCAUAUGAAAAACCUGUGCCAUACGCAGUCGAGAAACCAGUACCUUAUCCAGUUCGUGUUAAUGUCGACCGUCCGUAUCCAGUCGAAAAACCUGUGCCAUACCCUGUUGCUGUCGAACGCCCAGUUCCAUAUGCUGUUGAGAAACCUGUGCCCUAUCCAGUCGAAAAGCCAGUCCCAUAUCCUGUUGAAAAACGUAUCCCGUAUCCGGUGAAAUACGAAGUGCCAGUUAACGUGCCAGUUCCCGUCCAGGUCAGGGUGCCCGUGAACGUCGACAGACCAGUACCGUAUCCGGUUGAAAAGAAGGUUCCGUACCCUGUAGCCGUUCCGUACGAGGUCAAGGUCCCAGUACCCGUUCAAACCCCAGCUCAACGUUUUGCCACUGUCCACUAUUAUCAACAGUCACCGAUCGUCGUGCAGCAAGGAUCGUAUAAGUCAUAUGCUUCCGGAUCGACCGUAGCUCCAGCCACUGACAAUCUCCUCUACCAAUCUUCCUUAGUGUCUGGAUCUAGACAAACUGAAUCUGAUUACGCUGGAUCUGACUUUAUCAAAUCUCAAUAUUCUGGAUCUGGCCUAGCUAAGGAGAGUGGCUCGUAUAGUUUCGGUUCGACCGUAGCUCCAGCCACUGACAAUCUCCUCUACCAAUCUUCCUUAGUGUCUGGAUCUAGACAAACUGAAUCUGAUUACGCUGGAUCUGACUUUAUCAAAUCUCAAUAUUCCGGAUCUGGCCUAGCUAAGGAGAGUGGCUCGUAUGGUUUUGGGCAACAGUCUUUCUACGGUUCCUCAACACCUGUCCCGUCGUCAACAGCUAGAUAUAUAGCAUCAUCGUCUUCACCUCAGUACGAGUCGUCUGACUUUGAAGCAGUAGCCCGACAAGUUUCCGUUGGAGGAUCAGCCAAUGUUGAGUCUCAGCAGAUUGAUAAUCUUGAUGUUGGUAAAAAAUAAACUUUCAAAAUGUUUUCACCA